GACCUAGAGCAGUCCUGUGCCUACAGCCUCUGGAACCAUGGGGACAGGACGACGCAGCCAGUCCUUUCGGGGACCACGGCGCUCUUAUGGCAAGCUCCAGGAGCCCUGGGGGAAGCCCGUGGAGGGCCAACUGCGCCGGGCACUGAGUCUCCGACAGGAUCGUGGGAAGCUCAGAUCCUCAGAGGAGGGCCCAGAAAGGCUGGACUCCCCUGAUCAGGAGUGGCAGCCAGGAGGCCUGGGGGACACGGAGCAGCUGAUCCAGGUUCGGCAAGGAGGCAGCCGGCGGUGGCUGAGGCAGUAUCAGCAGCAGGUGAGAAGAAGGUGGGAGAGCUUCGUUGCCAGCUUCCCUGCUGUGACCCUGAACCAGCCAACCUCCUCGGAGCUGCCUCUGAACACCACCAGCUGA
Molecule: messenger RNA, 406 nt
Organism: Artibeus jamaicensis (Jamaican fruit-eating bat)
Lineage: Eukaryota; Metazoa; Chordata; Mammalia; Chiroptera; Phyllostomidae
Gene: CUNH11orf86
Product: chromosome unknown C11orf86 homolog
Exons: 2
Coding region: 38-406 (122 amino acids)
Source: RefSeq, a predicted model, not a curated record